AUGAAAUUUUCAGCACUACUCGAUCCUUGCAUUUAUGAAUUAACUCUGAUUGCAAGCAGUCAUGAAUUCGGACUAAGUUCUAAAAUAGCAGUACAAGUCGUUAAUCGAGCAAGCGAUGAAAGUGAUGAGGAUAUUAUUUUAAUUGAUAAGAACGCUAAAAUAAAAUGGAGCGUACGCAAUGAUUUAAUACAAUUUCCAAUUUUAUCAUUAUCAAAUAAAUUGCAGUUAAAAUAUACGCGAACAUAUGGAAAGCCAUCGGUUAUUAUUCUGGUGCUUUUUUUGGAUGCUCAAGAAUAUCUUGAUCGGUUUGUGCAUAUUUAUCAGUCAGAGAUGAUCGAAAAUCAAUAUGCUAUCUCAUCCGUUCAUUAUUCAAAUUGGACUUCUGAAAAUGGCGAUUACUUGAAUCGUUGGGCUAUAGAAAAGCUUUGGUUUCAGAAAGUUAAUCUUACUGAUAAUUCCAAAGCUAUUUUAUGGAUUCAUUCACCUCAAUUUAUUGCUUAUGAUCAAAUUCCUAUUGCUAAAAUUAGUUAUCAUAUAGAUAACUGCUCCAUUGUUAACAACUCUGGAUUAGUGAUCGUAUCACAUCAAGAUCUUUAUCGUAGUGCCAAUAUUUUCCAGUGGAAUUUUUGGUCUAAUACUUUUGCAAAAAAUUACGAUAGUUCUAUUGCGGUACAUUUACUAUAUCCAGUCGAUUUAUGGACAUCACAAACUCAUUCUUUCAAAGUAUUCUUAGUUUCUAUUCUUUACUGUUCUGUAUAAUU
Molecule: messenger RNA, 761 nt
Organism: Thelazia callipaeda (thelaziosis nematode)
Lineage: Eukaryota; Metazoa; Nematoda; Chromadorea; Rhabditida; Thelaziidae
Source: the annotation of a GenBank genome assembly